AUGUCCGACGACGAUGAUGGUGCGACUGCGACGCCACUCCAGCCAUUCCGAUUCAAGGACGAUGCAACCCGUACAGAUGAUGCGCCCAGUGGCGGCACCACACGUAGUCGGAAGCGGCGCCAUCACCACGGCUCCCAUCGCUCCGACAAGGACAAGCAGUCGCACAGCCGAUUCAAGCGACGGCGACGCGAAGACAGUGAGACUGCUGAACAGUCAAAUGGCUUGAAUCUCGACGAUGCAUUCAGGGAAUCUUUGUUCGAUGCCAUGGGUGACGAUGAGGGUGCUAACUUCUGGGAGGGCGUCUACGGUCAGCCAAUUCACAACUACCCAAACACAUUCGUGAAUGAGGACACUGGCGAACUCGAGAUCAUGACUGACGACGAAUAUGCUACGUACGUUCGCCGCAAGAUGUGGGAGAAGAGCAGGGAAGGAGUCGAGGCGAAGCGAGAAGAGAGGCGCCAAGAAAAAGCUCGCGAAAAGGCUGAAGAAGAGGCAAAGCACCAACGUGCCCGCAAAAGACGGAAGCCGAAAGUUGAUGGAGAAGCAUAUGACAACUUCACUUUCGACUUCGCGAUCGAUGCCAGUCUGCGACGUGGACAGCAGCGCAAAGAUCAGAAGCGCUGGCGUGAGCUGUGGCAACAUUAUCUUCAACGAUGGGAACAGCUACAGGAAAUGGCCAAGACACGAGAUCCAUCACAGCCAACCGAGAAUCUCUUCCUUCGUAACAAGAUUGCAUGGCCAGUUGAGUCGGGCCAGCGCAAGGAUGUCAAGGCGGAGGAAAUCCGACGUUUUAUUCGAGAUGCCACGGCAGCGGUCCAAGCUGACAAUGAUGCAGACGAUGGGGCUCUAUCAGCUGCUCUGAAGGUAGAAAGGGUGAGGUGGCAUCCAGACAAAAUCCAGCAAAGGUACGGCUUCAUGGAGAUUGACAAGUCGACGAUGGAGGGUGUUACGGCGACCUUCCAAGUGCUGGACACGAUGUGGAAUGAGCUUCGGAACUCGAAGCUACGAUGA
Molecule: messenger RNA, 1011 nt
Organism: Cyphellophora attinorum
Lineage: Eukaryota; Fungi; Ascomycota; Eurotiomycetes; Chaetothyriales; Cyphellophoraceae
Exons: 1
Coding region: 1-1011 (336 amino acids)
Biological process (GO): canonical NF-kappaB signal transduction
Source: RefSeq, a predicted model, not a curated record